Molecule: messenger RNA, 915 nt
Organism: Chrysochloris asiatica (Cape golden mole)
Lineage: Eukaryota; Metazoa; Chordata; Mammalia; Afrosoricida; Chrysochloridae
Gene: DTWD1
Product: DTW domain containing 1
Exons: 4
Coding region: 1-915 (304 amino acids)
Biological process (GO): tRNA modification
Cellular component (GO): nucleus
Molecular function (GO): tRNA-uridine aminocarboxypropyltransferase activity
Source: RefSeq, a predicted model, not a curated record
AUGACUUCCAAUUCACCUGUAUUUCUCAAAGAAAAUGAAGAAAAUAAUUCAAAAUUUAUGGAAAUACAACAGUUACAAACCACUUCCAUAGUGUCAGAAGAUCCCCUUCAAAACUUACACCUGGCAUCUCAAGAGGUUCUUCAAAAAGCUCAGCAAAGUGGGAGGUCAAAGUGUCUCCAAUGUGGUGGUUCAAGAAUGUUCUACUGCUAUACAUGUUACGUCCCUGUUGAAAAUGUACCUGUUGAACAGAUUCCACUUGUAAAGCUUCCAUUGAAGGUUGACAUUAUUAAACAUCCAAAUGAAACAGAUGGGAAAAGUACUGCUAUCCAUGCAAAACUCUUAGCUCCUGAAUUUGUAAAUAUUUACACGUAUCCUUGUAUUCCAGAAUAUGAAGAAAAAAACCAUGAAGUUGCACUUGUUUUUCCUGGACCAAAGUCUGUCUCAAUAAAAGAUAUUUCUUUUCAUCUGCAAAAAAGGAUGCAGAAUAAUGUUAGAAGUGACAAUGAUGACAAUGACAGGCCAUCUAUUAAGCGUAAGAAAACAGAAGGAGAAGGUGGCUGUGAGUUGAAUGACAGCAAUUGGAAAGGGACAACACUGAAGAAAAUUAUAUUCAUAGAUAGUACCUGGAACCAAACAAACAAAAUAUUCUCUGAUGAAAGACUUCAAGGGUUGUUACAAGUUGAGUUGAAAUCAAGAAAAACUUGCUUUUGGCGCCAUCAGAAAGGAAAGCCAGACACCUUCCUUUCUACAAUUGAAGCCAUUUACUAUUUUCUAGUUGACUACCAUACUGAUUUGUUAAAAGAGAAAUAUGUAGGACAGUAUGACAAUCUUUUAUUUUUCUACUCUUUUAUGUACCAGUUGAUAAAGAAUGCCAAAUGCUCUGGAGACAAAGAAACAAGAAAACUUAUCCAUUAA